AUGGCUCGUCACGCAACAAUCACCCAGUCAUACCAAGAGCGCGCCUCGCUGCCCAAGACAUCACCUGUGGCCUCUUAUCUCUUGCGAUUGAUCGCCGCAAAGCAGACAAACCUGUGUGUGUCGGCAGAUGUAAACACGACAAGAGAGCUCUUGCAGCUCGCCGAAGAGGUCGGCGACUCAAUAUGCAUGCUCAAGACACACGCAGACAUUAUCAAUGACUUUGGCCCUCGCACCAUCCAAGGCCUGAAAGAAAUCGCCGCCAAAAACACUUCCUCGUUUUUGAGGACCGCAAGUUUGGCGACAUUGGCAAAGCAGUUCACCGCUGGCCCUUUGCAAAUCGUCCGCUGGGCCAACAUCAUCAAUGCUCACAUCUUUCCUGGCCCUGCCAUCAUCACCGCUCUCUCGCAAGCUGCUCACGACGCCGUUACCUCGCUGAAUACCGCCGUGACCACUUCCAUCUCAGCUUCUCCCGUUCCUUCGUACAUGGACGACAGUGAUGAGGCUGACUCUCCUGCCUUGUCUCACCACGAAGAUUCAGAUGACCUUGACAGGCUUUCCAGCGAUGAAGACACCAACCAGCUGUCUACAUACAACGACCCUACCGGUCGCAAGCCCAGUGUCGUUUCAGUCUCUACCACCAUCAGCACAAAGACAGAAAGCAUUUCACCCCAGCCCACACCAAACCACCUUGGUGGUCCUUCCGACUCCAUCUCGGCCAUCAGUGCAGGCUCGGCUAGUGAAGAAUCCUCUGCUUUGGCCCGCCUCGGCGAACCCCCUCCUUCGAAGCUUGCUCAUUCUUGCAGAGAUGAGCAGCGCGGGUAA
Aureobasidium musti is the source of this 822-nucleotide messenger RNA. NCBI's taxonomy places the organism in Eukaryota, Fungi, Ascomycota, Dothideomycetes, Dothideales, Saccotheciaceae. The record is from the annotation of a GenBank genome assembly.